Clonostachys solani is the source of this 1029-nucleotide messenger RNA. The record is from the annotation of a GenBank genome assembly. NCBI's taxonomy places the organism in Eukaryota, Fungi, Ascomycota, Sordariomycetes, Hypocreales, Bionectriaceae.
AUGUCCAACGCAGAAGUCCCCUACGAGGACGAAGACAUCCGCUCUUCCCCUGCUCACAAGCAGGUAGUCGAGCUCUCGACGCUCGGUUCCCAUGCGCCGCACCCAGUCAUAGCCACCGCCGCCGCCUUCGAACCCGUUAAGUGCCUCCUCCGCCUGAUCCAGCAGGUGUACUACAUUCUAACGAUCCAGUCCGCCCUCGUUGGUCAACGAUUCCGGGGCGACGCGGCCGCCGAGGCCCAGAACCACAUCCUCCGUCUCGCUUGGGUAAGGCGACCAUUGCACGCGGUCGAGGACUGCGGGGAACUGAUCUGCUCACAGCUCGGGCUGGAGCCGCACAAUGACACCUUCGACCUGGUGUUUUGCGACGCUAUGGCGGCUACGCUCUGGAAUCGACCCGAGUUCUAUAUCGACGACGUGCUUACUAACCGCGCCCCCAACUGGAAGGGUUACCAGUCCAUCCCGAGAUUCUUCUACUUUCAAGUCAUCAGGCAGCACUCGGCACCCAUCGUCGACGACAACCUGCCCGCCAUCUUCAAGUUUGUGUGCAGCGGAUACAACUCCGAAAAGUACGUCCCCACCAUCUUCGCCGUCACCCUCCCCGGCGAGCAGAUCAUCGAGACGUACGACUGGAUCGAGAACCCCUGCGACGUCGUGUACGCCCUCAUGGCCAUCGUGGAGAAGAGGCGGGGCAAGAAGCCCGCCGUCAAGCGCUUCAACCCGCUCGCGUACCGCGUCAUCAGGCAGGAGAUCAUCCCCCACGUCGUCGAGGGCCGGAGCCGCUUCGUGAUCUUCUAUGCUAAAUUUCGCAGGGGCGACCUGGACCUGGGCGGAAGGGUCCAGCGGAUGCUCAACAUCGGCGACCGGGACGGCGCCCUCGCGCGGCCGGUGGAGGAGCCGCUCCCUGGGUUGAUGGAGGGGCUGGAUCUUGGGGACGGCCAGGCUGAUGUGUUUGGGGUUGGGCAGGCGAUUAUUCACAGGGAGGGCACGCCGCCCAUUGACGAUCGCCAGACGAAGCGUACUCGACGCUGA